Messenger RNA from Caretta caretta (loggerhead turtle), 2388 nucleotides. It is a transcript of the gene OSTF1, whose product is annotated as osteoclast stimulating factor 1. Gene Ontology annotation, biological process: signal transduction. The record is from RefSeq and is a predicted model, not a curated record. Gene Ontology annotation, molecular function: protein binding. Lineage: Eukaryota; Metazoa; Chordata; Testudines; Cheloniidae.
GAUGUUUUUCCUUGCUCCCUUUUUAUGUGUCCGGCGCGGGGCCCCCUUUGCGAUGUGCUGAAGAAGGGGUGGGAGGGGCAGGCUCCUCGGGCUGGCAGAGCACCAGGAAGGUUAUGGCUCCAGGGCGAGGGGCUUCCUUUUUAUCUGGGACGUGGCUCGGGCUGUCACUGUCAGAGCGCACUUGCUAGUGGCCGAGAAGUAGGAAGUGAGCUGAGCUCUUAAAGUCCCCGCUGAGGCUUUGUGGCGAGGAGGAAGACGCAGAAGCAAAUGGUCUUGGGAUCAUUUUACAACCCUUUUUAGUAAACUCGCUGCUGCAUGACAAUUGCGGAAGGACGGAAACAAGCCUCGGUUAAAAUGCUCUUCUAAGGCUGCUCGAUGAACAAGCUGCACCGAGAAUUAUUCUGUGACUAAGGAAUGUCAAGCUAGAAAGUUGAAGCUGAUUGUCACUAUGGUGCCUCCACGUGGGAAGAGGUGUCCUAACAAGCACCCUUCUUGGGAGCAGUUUUCCUUACUUGCGAUAGCAUUCUGUGAUUUAGUACUUGCCAUAAAUCUGAGACUUGCUCCUAAAAAGACAAGAUUUUUUUCAGUUAUUAUUACCAAAAAAAAAAAAAGCAUUAAAAUUGUGACAAUAACUGAUGAAAGAUCAGAGAAUGAGUUGUGAACUCUCAAGGCUUGAUUGGUAAAAGUGUGUUGAAAUUGCCAAAGCACAGAAGACUAUCUUCUUCCAAAGCCUGAAUACACAGUUUGUCCUCUGUUGAAUGGAGCCUUGGAUAAGGAUCCAGGGCUCUAUACAAGGACAGGUCAAAGUGUUCAGGGCCCUGUAUACAUUUGAACCCAGAACUCCAGAUGAGUUGUAUUUUGAAGAAGGGGAUAUCAUCUACAUUUCAGAUAUGAGUGACACAAAUUGGUGGAAGGGAACCUGCAAAGGCAGGACUGGACUUAUUCCAAGCAACUAUGUGGCUGAACAAGCUGAGUCCAUUGAUAAUCCAUUGCAUGAAGCUGCCAAAAGAGGAAACGUGAGCUGGUUGAGAGAGUGCUUAGAUAACCAAGUUGGUGUCAAUGGUUUAGACAAAGCUGGAAGCACAGCUCUGUACUGGGCUUGCCAUGGUGGGCACAAAGAUAUAGUGGAAGUGUUAUUUACCCAGCCAAGUGUAGAACUAAAUCAACAGAACAAAUUGGGAGAUACAGCUUUGCAUGCUGCUGCUUGGAAGGGUUAUGCAGAUAUUGUAGAGAUGCUCCUGGCAAAGGGGGCAAGAACAGAUUUAAGAAACAAUGAGAAGAAAUUGGCUCUGGAUAUGGCUACCAAUGCUGCCUGUGCUUCUCUGCUUAAAAAGAAACAAGGGAGAGAUACAGUGCGGACAUUAAGUAACGCAGAGGAAUACCUCGAUGAUGAAGACUCCGAUUAACUUCCUUCAUAAUGUCUUAAAAACGAUAACCUCUAUUGCCUGUCAUUCCCGAAUCAUAUCCUUGCAACUGUAAAAAAUACCUUAGAGUAAUGAAGUCUUGCAAUCUCUCACUAUAACAUGUAAACAGAGGGUGAAAUCUCUUGCACAAGGAGACCCCACAAAGGCUAGGAAAUGCCAAAUUUUAAAUCAGAGUUCCCUUGAAAUCAUCAUGCUGGAGGUUGUAUGCUCUCUCUCCCCAUCUUGCUGUAUGGGAAUGGACUUAGCCCUCUAAACAUGCAGUUGUCCCAAGAUAUCCCGUCAGGUACCUCGUAUCUCGAGAAUACACUCCUGAAUCCUAGCUGUCGUCUUUGUCAGCAUAGAUGUUCUCCCACUGGGAGCACUCCCAAGAAUUCUCUUGAGGUGUCUUUCUUAUGUGUGGAUAAGAACUUGCUUAAAACAUAAUGCUGGCAAGGUGAGCAUUAUUUGACAUGGGGAAACCCUGCAGGUAAGAGAUGGGAUAAUGCAAUGGUGAAUGCAUUAUCUACCUCCACAGAGCAGGAAGAGACAAUGUAAGGCUUCUUUUUAUUUCCACCAUAUGGGAGUGGGGGUGUGGGGUACAAUGGCAGGGGAAGAGCUGCCCUGAGCAGUUUCUUGGUUUAUUAUUAUGGGCCUAAUCCUGAAAUCCUUACUUGGGCAAAAUUGCCUCUGGAAUCAGAGAAUUUUGCCUUAGGAAGGAACUUGGACUCUGACUGGAUUACUUUGCUGUUUGAAUUGUAUUGGUGUUGGAAUCAUUAGCAUUGAAGUGAGGAGGGAAUAUUUUUCUGUUUAUCCUGCCUAAAAAUUUUACUGAUCUUUUGCUUUUAUUUUUAAAAGUGUUCUUGUUUUUCCUUUAAAGUACUUUACCUCAAAGCUGAAAUGUUUUUGAAACUAUAUAUAUUAUAUUAAACCAAAAAAAGUGUUGAGAAAAUUGCCUAAUCUGAAUAAAUCAUUUAAAACACUUGAA